This is a messenger RNA of Theileria orientalis strain Shintoku, 1938 nucleotides long. RefSeq lists its product as hypothetical. The transcript has a single exon. NCBI's taxonomy places the organism in Eukaryota, Apicomplexa, Aconoidasida, Piroplasmida, Theileriidae. The record is from RefSeq and is a predicted model, not a curated record. The coding region runs from base 1 to 1938 and encodes 645 amino acids.
AUGCAAAAGGUUAAAUCAAAAAAAAAGGUUAUCGUAACACAUCCGUAUUUGCGGUCAUCGUCCAACACGGGUGAUUUAAAAUCGACUGUACCAUCAAACACAGGACUGUCGCGUGAAAGGUGGACAGAAUCUAAGUCCGACACACUCGCUUACACAAAAAGCGCAAACAGUCCAUCACCAACCACCUACAUUGGACAAAACAGCACUCCUCAGGAUAUCACGUCCCUUUCUCAGGAGUCUAUAGGAGCAACACAAAACAACAUCAAGACAGUUCACCACAGCAGCAAAGUGUAUAGAAAUGUGGACCAUUACGGACCAAUGGGAAUGAUGAGCACACCCAGCAUGUCGAUGUCCGCCAUGGAGUCGAUGAACGGCCUGGAAAACGAUUUGAUGGACAUCAGCACAAUUAUUUGCGACAGCUUAAACGACGGAUCGAUACCAACCGCUAGAACAACAGUUUACGAAGAAGACCAAGGAGACUAUGACUACGAAGAGAUUGAACUUAACUCGUUCGUCAAGGAAAAUCUGGCAAAUUUUUUCAUGGCAGCAUCGUCAAAGUCACUGGCAAACAAAUCAGAGGACUGGGGAAUCGAUAGGUCAGUGAACACAGUGUACUCGAGGUCAGGGUUCUUCGCAGACUGCGCAAGCGCAGACAAGGUGUUCCACGGGGAGUACCUGAGCACCUGGGGAAUGCACAGCUUCGCAGAAUGCAGGAUGCCGCUGAUAUUUUGCAUCAUUCUGACGGACAGAGAGGUCAGGAAGCACCAAGGGUUCUCGCCAGUCGCGUCCUUGGCAAUCAAUCUGCUGGACAGGUUCAUGGCGAAUCAGUCGGAUUGCCUGACGAAGAUAGUGCACCUGGUAUACAAUAAGCUGAAGUCGUACAAACAUGAAAAGAGUAGCCGCAAGUCGUCCUUGAGCACCAAGGAUUCAAUUUCCAGCAUCGAUUCUCAGGAGAGUGGCAAGUCCAGCGACAAGUCCAUCAAGUUAAACAAAUCAAACAAGUCCAUCAAGUCCAACAAGUCCAACAAAUCAAACAAGUCCAGUGAGAAGAAGAAUGGCAAGCUUAGUAGCCGCCCGAGUGCCAAAAGUGACAAAAAGGUUGCCAAGGUUAACAGUAAGGGGUCACGCCAGACUAAAAGGAAAGCCGAGGACGUGAAAACAAAUGGAGUUAAGAACGAUGACGAGCCUGAGCUGGUCAACGGGGUCGACUCGGACGACGUGGAUAAGGAAAGGAUGAUCGUGAACAUGGAGGUCGUCUACAACCUGGUGGCGCUCGCCUGCUACUUCAUAGCAGACCGCUACCACGGGCUCGUCAACGUCUCCCCGAAGACGCUGAUGAUUCAGUGGGCAUACACCUGCAGGAUCUUCAAGAAAACGAGGUACGGAGCCUACUACAUUAGCAAGAACAGGCACGCGAGCCUGCACGCCGCGACCUGCGCCAUGUUCGAGAUCUACUCGUCCCUGGACUACGUGGUCACAGUGCCAUCAGUUUCGCAGAUGGUCCAGUCGCUCAUACUCUCGUCAGGUGACAUUCCGUGCUCGCAGAACCCCUCGGAAAAAAACCUUUAUCAGAACGCCGCAUACGUCCUCGGGCGAAUCGCACUCAUAGACGACACUUUCCACAGGUUCAGGGCGUCGGUCCUUGCGCUUUCCAUCUAUUCGCUCAUCAGGAAGUUGGCUUACACGUGUAACGCUCUCCUGGACGACACUUGCACGUGGCUCGAGGUCGACGACGACGAGGGCGAGAUCGAGGAGUGCAAGGAGCUGCUCGUCAAGACACUCUCCCAGUUCUUGAACAGCGACGUCCUCGACGCGGUCACGCAGCCGGUGAACGUGAAGGGGCGCGAUGACGACAUUUUCACCACGACGCUCCUGGGCGACACCAUCAACAUGAAUUUGAGGACGAUAAAGAGCGUGUCUGCCCUCUUGUCUAGGUAA